Messenger RNA from Corythoichthys intestinalis (scribbled pipefish), 5275 nucleotides. RefSeq lists its product as uncharacterized. The transcript is spliced from 2 exons. NCBI's taxonomy places the organism in Eukaryota, Metazoa, Chordata, Actinopteri, Syngnathiformes, Syngnathidae. The record is from RefSeq and is a predicted model, not a curated record. Bases 348 to 1793 code for a protein of 481 amino acids.
GGUAAAGCUACUUACCGUCACCUUUGUUUUUAUGUUUAUUGUUUUGUGGUUUACAUUCCCUUGUGUGUGGUGAUAGCUAAGAAAAAGACACACAGAUAAAGUCUUGAUUUUGAAAGUUUCACGACUUUGUUUCCCUGUGUUUUGGAAAAAGUGUUGCUAGGUGGAUCUUAAGCUUGCAGUGAAUUCCAGUGCAGAACAUUAGUCACGCUGAUUGCACUAGUACAAGUAAACCAGUGAGCUCUGUGAGGGACAAUUUCUAACUUCUUGUGUGGGACAACAUAUAGUAGCUUUAAAGGAAAUUGAAGCACGCUCAAAUUGAAUUUCAGUAGCCCCAUUCUGUGAUCAAAAUGAAGAAGCUGGAUGCAAGUGGCGAAAGCAAUGCUGAGACUUCGUCACUCUUCUCCUGCCGUAGUGAUAAAAGCAAUGCUGAGAUCUCAUCACUUUUCUCCUGCCGUAGUGAUAAACUCGAUGCGGAGAGCUCGUCAUUCUUCUCCCACCAUAGUAAGUCCUCAAGAUCUGAAACGAAGCAAAGUAAUAGGUCUUCUGCUGAAUCUUUAAGUAGAUCAUCCGCCUCUUCCAGAGCUAGGAUUCAGGCAGCACUCGCUAAAGCUGUGGCUGAAGCCACAAGAGCCAGGUUAGCCUAUGCUGAGGAAGAAAUAAGUAUUAAAACAGAAAAAGCACGAUUAGAAGCAAGUCUCGAUGUUCUCCACCAGAGAAAAGAAGCUGAUGCAGCUAGCGCCAAAGCAGAUGUGAUGGAGUCUGUUGCAGCAAUGUUUGGGAUGGAAGAACAAAAUGAAAAAGUAUUGGGAUUCCUCCCUACUCAGACCAACCCAGAGCAAAAAGUGAGUGAAUAUAUAAACAAACGUCAUGAAGCUGAACCCCCUCAUACAACUCCAAGUAAUUACUUUCCCAAACAUUAUAUACAACCUUACCAAAUGGAACAGCCCAGCCCUCAGUUACCAGUGUUCACACCCAUUCAUGUCCAACAAGAACCCAGACAGCACCACCAAUUGCCACAAGAGAGAGGGACGCAACCUCAUAUAAGUGGAACCCAGCAAAAUGCUUUCCAUAGUGUACCAGAAGUACAGCAGAGGUUGAACUCAAACCACUACAGUGUUGAUGGUGUAACCAGUGACCUUGGCAGACUCCUAGCAAAGAUUCAGCUACUAUGCGGGGGGCUGACUAAAUUUGAUGACAAAGCAGAGAAUUAUCCUAGUUGGAAGCUUACAUUCCAGUCCACCAUCACUGAUGUUGGACUUACGGCAAAUGAAGAAAUAAACCUCCUCAUCAAGUGGCUGGGCCCUAAAUCUUCCCAAUAUGCUGUGAGGAUAAAAGCAGCCCAUAUAAGGGACCCUUCUGUUGGCCUGGAGAGGAUAUGGACCAGACUUGAAGAAGUAUAUGGUUUACCAGAGGCUAUUGAAAGUUCCUUGUUUUCCCGAAUAGAGAAACUUCCAAAGCUAUCCCGCCAAGACACUCACAGGCUCCAGGAGCUUGCCGACCUCAUCGGUGACUUGGAAGUGGCAAAGCAGGAUGGCCACUUACCUGGUUUAAGUUAUCUUGACACAGCCUGGGGAGUAAGUAAAAUUGUGGAAAAGCUUCCCUUCUAUCUUCAAGAAAAAUGGAUAAUGGCUGGGUCAAAAUAUAAAGAGGAUCAUGGUGUAACAUUCCCACCAUUUUCCUUCUUCUGUGAGUUUGUGAGAGGCCACGCCAGAGCGAGGAAUGACCCAAGCUUCAACAGUUCAUCUUUCCGCAGCCAAUUUUGCCAUACGCAGAAAAGAAAAGCACGCAAGUAAGAUCAGACUGGGUUCCAUGUGUAUGUUACUUGCUUAGUUAUCUUUAACUAGUUUAUUCCUUGCCAAAUGUCUGUCUGUGGUUUCACAACUAAGUGUAAGACAGUAAAUGCUGCCAACUAUAACAACUGCCUGUUACUUGGAGGAGGUGCUUGAAGAAGAGUUUAGAUGGCUGUAGAUUCCAACAUCAUUUAACAAUGUUAACUUUGUUAAUUUUUUUUUUUUCUUUUUAACUUAUAGACUGCCAUUGACAACAAUAAAUGUCAAAUUCAUUUCAACGGGGAGGACUGGCUGUGAUUGCUCAUCUUUUGGUGCCUUUAUAGGUGCUACAUAGAGGUCAAGAGUUUCAACCCUUUCAAGGGAUCCAAAGAUAGAAAGACUAAAGUGCGUAUGACACCAAAAAGCAUGUGUAACAUUGUGAGUAACUGCUUAGAAAUGUUAUUUUAUUUUUCACAGCACAAAAUGAUCCAUCUACAAUAACCCAUUACAUAACCACAUUAAGCCAAAGAAAUACAAACACAUUGAAACAAUAUUUGAAUUCCGGCGAGAGAAAAAAAAGACAAAUGAAGCAUUAUUCUUCCAAAGAGCAUGAGUGCCUUCUAGUGGAGAAAAAAGUUUCUAGUUUGAAUCGUGAAUAGUUCCCUCAACGUCACUAUUAUGAAAUUAAAAGGCUCAUAUCUCCAGUUUCCUGUGGUCAAUCAGUGCCAAAUGAAGACUGGGAGAGAGGUUAAAGUCUGCGCUUUCAAGUCAUGUUGAGGGCAGCGCUCUAUGUCAAAUACUUCAUUUUUUACUGACUUCAUUUUUUACUGUGCUUUGAAGACGCCAUGUGAUUGAACAGACUGGCGUGAUCAUAGAACAGCAAGCUUGCGUCUCAUUGAUAAUGGAGGCAUGUGAAUAUUGUUGCGACGUCUCAUAGGUGAAAUGUGUAGAGCUACUCUUGCCAUCGCUGGCAAAAAAAUAUGAAGAAUAAACCCAAAUUAGCCCAAAGUAUCAUAGUAAGAGUAACGUUUUUUCUUUACAAAUCUACUCUACAAAACUACUCUUAGAAGUACAUUUUUCUCAAAAAAUACUCAAGUGUCGCAUGGUUUCAACUGGAAAUAAAACUGGUUAAUGAUAGCGCCAACAUAUUUAUUGUUAGUGUAGGCAUUCAAUGUAUUUCUUGUUGUUGUUUGUACUUCUUCUCUCUCUCCUCCUUUUCUUCUGUCCCCCCCUAAUUCCUUCCUGUUCCCUGCUUUCUACUAAUAAACGAAGCAUCUUGAAUGAUCACAAUUGGAAUAUGUCAUCCUCCCAUGUGAUACAUUAAAACUGUGCAGACCAAUCGGACAAUCAGAUUUCCAUUCUCCGUGUGAAGCAGCUGAACAGGACAAAUUAAAAAAUAAAAAAUAAAAAAAAGUUACCCAAGUAAAUGUAACGGAGUACAUGUAACGUGUUACUACCCACCUCUGGGUAAAGUGAGGCGAAUGAUAUGGGGUAAAGUGAGAUGUCUCACGUCACUCCUUCAUGUCAGCAGUGACAUGACACGGCCAAACAAGCAUUUGCACCAUCCAUGGUGUCAGACAGACCAAACCCUGAGCUGCAGCCUGCCACUACAGAAGGUCUGGAUGGACCACACAGGCAGAUAAUCCAUCUGCAGAUGAGCUACUCUCUUCAGACAAUUCAGUGAGUGAUACUAAUCCAUCCACUGCACAUGGUCCACUUGCAUAAGUAUGGACAGCUGACUCAGAUGUGAAAUAGGAUUCUAGUCAGAAGUUGGCUGGGAAACGGCAAAGUUCCAAAGAAAAGACCAACCCAAUAAAGAAAGCAACCGAAAAGAAAAUUGUAGUUAGCAGCUCAGAGGAGAUUUAUGUCCUUAUCCCACUGUUUUGAUGAAGACAGUUCUGAAGAUGAAAGAAAUGAUCCAGGAAACGUUGAUCUGGCCAUGGGUAAUUUUGUCAUAUUUUGUUAUGAUGUAUGAUGAUAUAUUCUAUUAUGGUGUAGUUAAUCUUUAGUUGCGUUCAGGUGUUUUAAAAAGUAUAAAAGAUAAAGCCUCAACUAAUAGCCUUCCGUACAGUCUGCAAAGUCGAAAUAAGAUUUAAGGGGAGAAAAUGUAUUUAAACUUAACUAUGCUAAAACACUAAAAUCAUUUUCGAUACACUACACUAGUGUACAGCUUUGGAACAAAUUAGAUCCUGGAGUGACCAGCUCAGGGUCAUUGGCUUUUUUUAAGAAGAGGUAUAAACAAAUUGUAUUAAACAAUUAUGUUGCUGACUCAAUCCAACUCUUGGUCACGAUAACGACUGUACAAAAGGAAAAUUACUCAAACCUGCAAACAAACUAAGUGUACCCAAAACAAAGGAGGGUAAAAAAACAAAAACAAAAUACAAAGCUAAUGCAAACAGAACUCAACCAGACAUCACAAGGACGGAUACUCAUUUGGCUCUGUAAGUGUACAGACAAUUGACUUUUACUAGUAUUUUGUGACCUUCUGAAAAGACAGUCAUUUCUGCACAUGCGAUCUGAACCUGGACAAUGCGCCUGCCCGGGAAACACUUUCAAGUCUUGAUAUAUGAAAGAUAGCUGGGGAAAAUGGCGGCCGCUGUGUCUGACCACACUCGAAGUUGAAGACAUCGAGGAUGUGUAUCUUUUUGUUGUGCUGCUGCCUGCGAUUCUUCUGCAGGAGCUUGGAGCCCACUUGAUUCGUCGGUUUCCAACACUUUCAUCAUGAAAGUGUUAGAAAGCCAAAAGAGAUCAGUGGAAUUGGCCACUCCUGCGGCCAGCGCUAUCGCCGGAGUGCACGCCAGCCUCAACAAGGCCUGUGAUGAUUUAUUACAGGUGAAGAAUGAUCUACCGGCAUCCAGCACUGCCACAACUAAAAUGGUAAUGAAAAUUACUACGGAGCUGCGAAACCCGGAGGUGAAUUUUCGUCGGAAUUCAGCAAGGAAUGAAAACCGUGACAAGGAUUAAAUCGACGAAAUGGGGUGGCUGAACUGAAUUGAACUGAAUUAACUAACCUCUGAAUUAUGAACUAAUCUGCUGGAUUUAAUCAACAUAAGGACUAUUGGGAAAAUGAACAAUCAAAGGGAGGCUAAAAAAAAACAACAACUAAAAAAACCUUGUAAUCACUACACAAUCUGAAAUGUCAAAAAUUGUUGUUCGAUAAUUUCCGCAUCCUAUGGUAUACUGGCGGCGGGAUUCAAUAAGAUUCGGCUUCUCCCGUCUGCCUUUUUCUUUUCGGGUUGAAUUAAAUGUAAACACAUAUAAAUGCUUAUGUUUGUUUGGAUUUGUCAUGCCUGAAAGGAAAAUAAAGAAAGAAAGAAAAUCCCGAGGAUGCUCUUACUUUUCUGGCAUGCAUUCUGAAUUAUUGUCAAGCUACCUGUUAGGAUUCUAACUUUCACAACAUUUGCUAUUAUGAUUUGUGAUAUAAAGAUGUAAAAUUAACUGAAUCAGUUUACCCCUCAUUGGUUUACUUUACCCCUUUAAUUUUCCUGAUCUGUAUCAGUUUGCAC